Molecule: messenger RNA, 1451 nt
Organism: Mytilus trossulus (common blue mussel)
Lineage: Eukaryota; Metazoa; Mollusca; Bivalvia; Mytilida; Mytilidae
Exons: 8
Coding region: 155-1192 (345 amino acids)
Biological process (GO): signal transduction
Cellular component (GO): cell surface
Source: RefSeq, a predicted model, not a curated record
GUAAUCUAUUUACUUAGGUCAACAGAACCAGACCAUAGCUUUAUCAGUAAGACUCGCUUACAAAACUUUGACAAACUGUGUUCCAACAUUUCCAUCAAAUAUCAAGACAGGUUUGGAUGUGAAACUUAAGACAGAUCUUCCGAACCUAUGGCCAAUGGGGGCAGGAAUGACUUGGUGUGGUAGUCAGUGUAUAUGGGAUGCCAUUUGUCGGGGAACUUCUACAUAUAUAGACGUUACUUUUACAUUACAUGUACCAAAAUUAUUAGCAAGCAUAGAUAGAAAUGGAAAAACAUACCAAAUAAGAGAAGCUCUAUUUAUGUUCAUACUACAGGAAAAUGGUCUAAAUUUUAACAAUGUUGCAGGUGCACAGCUGGAGAGGGAUUCAGUUACCAUAGAUGUAAGUUCAUCCUGUCCUGCUGGCUACGUGGUUGUUAGUGAAAAAUGUGUUGAGUGUGGAAAAGGAACAUAUAGAAAUGACACAACAAUGACGUGUGAGUUUUGUGCCAUUGGAUCUUACCAAACUAAUGUAGGACGAACAGUUUGCGAAUUGUGUGAAUCAUCUAAAACAACACUAAACUUUGGUUCAUAUUCAUCUACUGAUUGUAUUGAUAACUGUCCACCAGGUCAGUAUUAUGUUCCAAGUGCGUCUGGUUGUGCCCCUUGUGAAAGACAUUACUAUCAACACAUGAGUGGACAGGACUUUUGUUAUACAUGCCCACAUGGAACGAUAACUAGCGAACAAGGAUCAAACUCCUCAGAUAGCUGUUAUCAUAAGAAUGCUGAAGAAGGGUCUGUACCAAAUAACUCAGAUUCUGGGGAGAUAUCCGCAGACAGUGUAAAUAUAGGAUUAAUUAUCGGACUGUCUAUUGGAUUGGUACUGUUAUUGUGUAUUGUUAUAUCAGUCGUCAUUGUGUAUAAAAGAUUGACAACUGAUCAUGACUAUUCAGUGCCAAUUGAUAAAAACCGAAACCAAGUCCAAUCACACGAGCACCAUUACGAUGAAAUGAAUAACAGAGGUCAACAGUACCUGAAUGUUGGUAGUGUUCCGCACAAUCAUGGUGAAUCAAACAAUGGAUACGAGAACGCUGAUGAUAACUAUGCUACAAUUACUGAAAUACUCUCUGGGAAUUCAAGUUCAAAUAAUGAUUACUUUGAAUUGUAUGAAAAACCAACGGAGACAGAAAAUAUAUAGAGUAAAACAAAAUUAGUUAAAAUAUAUUUAUCAUGUUGUGUAUCAAAAUAUUUGCGUAAUAGCACGGACAAUGAAUAAAUAGUUUGCCAUAUGUUUAAACAGCAAAUGUAUAAUAUUUGAAAAACAUAUUUUAUAAGGAAAAGGAUAAACUAAUGCCGCCAAUGCUUUAUAGUAACUACAUGUACGUAAUGUUAAAAAAAGCGUUAAAAAAUUAAAAGAAAAUGAAUAUCGGAAUUAUGAAAUAUAUAAAUAUCAUUUG